Molecule: messenger RNA, 3756 nt
Organism: Nothobranchius furzeri (turquoise killifish)
Lineage: Eukaryota; Metazoa; Chordata; Actinopteri; Cyprinodontiformes; Nothobranchiidae
Gene: b3gnt2b
Product: UDP-GlcNAc:betaGal beta-1,3-N-acetylglucosaminyltransferase 2b
Cellular component (GO): Golgi membrane
Molecular function (GO): hexosyltransferase activity; UDP-glycosyltransferase activity
Source: RefSeq, a predicted model, not a curated record
UCUACGUUGAGUAGACUGUCAACAGUCUCCAGUUGCCGUUACCGAAAACAAGAGCAACUCAAGCUGAAACGGACGACGUGGAGCCGUCGGAGAGGCGCAUGGAUUUAUAGACUUUCUCCGCUGAUUCUGGAGUGACUAUUAGCUGACGAACGACUGCCGAAACCAAACUUGACUUCCUCCUCUCUUUCUCAGCAUCCCUCCUUCCCAACUCAUAUUCCUUGUUGGCUACAACUCCCUCAGGGUGGAGAUAAGAAUGGGUUAAAGCAACUGUGACUUGACACCAAGACAACACAAGCACAUUCACCUGCACAGGUGGGGUCAAGAGCAGCACUACCAUGGCUCUGCAGCGCAGGAAGCUAAAGCUUCUUGCGAUGGUGAUGAUGAUCAACUUCUUCAUCUUCAUCCUCAUCUCCCGAAACAGCGGCCAGGAUAAAAGUGGACUUAACAAGCCCUACGUUCCUGCUAAAGCCUUCUGGGCUAAACUUUCUCCCAACUCUGCCUACUGGAACCGCCAGCAGCAGAUUCUGGAUGUUCAGGACAAUCCCAUCUUCAUGACAAACUUCAGCAGUGCAGACGUACCUGACUGGCUCAAUGACACUAGUUCAACCUCUGACCCGUGUCAGCCUAAUGUCAGGGUCACCACUCAGGUGAAAGACUACAACUCUUUACCGGACCGUUUUAAGGACUUCUUACUUUACAUGCGAUGUCGUUCCUACCCGGUUGUAAUGGACAACACUGGGAUCUGCAAGGAUCCUCCCUUCUUGCUCCUUGCUGUCAAAUCUCUUGGACCUCACUUUGACCGGCGUCAGGCCAUUCGUCAGUCCUGGGGGCGGGCUGGCAUCAUCGCCAAUAAGACGGUGGUCACUGUGUUUCUUCUGGGCAACGCCACUGCUGUGGACCACCACCCCGAUCUAUCUGAGAUGUUGAGCUACGAGAACAGCCGCCACAAGGACCUGAUCCAGUGGGAUUUCCGGGAUUCAUUCUUCAACUUGACCGUGAAGGAGGUCUUGUUUUUAGAUUGGAUUCAGGCUCGUUGCUCCCGUGCUCGCUUCAUUUUCAAGGGGGAUGACGAUGUCUUCGUCAACACCUACCGCAUUUUGGAAUUCCUCAAGGGCUUGUCGGGGCCCAAAGCCAAGGACCUGUUUGUUGGUGAUGUUAUCACUAAUGCAGGGCCACACAGAGACAAGAAGGUCAAGUACUUUAUCCCAGAGAGCAUGUACACAGGUGCAUACCCCCCAUAUGCAGGAGGAGGGGGGUACCUUUACUCUGGGGACAUAGCUGCUCGUCUCCAAAAUGCCUCUCAGCAUGUAGCGCUCUACCCAAUCGAUGACGUCUACACUGGUAUGUGUCUUCGUAAGUUAGGGCUGGGCCCCGAAAAGCACAAAGGCUUUAGGACCUUUAAUAUAGAGGAGAAGUACAGGUCUAACCCCUGUGCAUACAAGAGUUUAAUGCUAGUCCACCCGAGGACCCCCCAGGAGAUGAUCCAGAUCUGGACCUGGCUCAACAGAGAGGACUUGUCCUGCCAGUAGUCAGGACCUGGCUGAAACAGUAUUAGGGCUUGUUCCCAAAAGCCAAAAUCCCAAAUAUUUCAUCCUGAACGAGUCAUAACUUAAUACCUGGCAGCUUUAGGUGAAGAGGAUGCACAGAUGGUCACGGGGAAUCUCUGAUUGGUACAACUGGUGCAUUGUAGCCUAAAUAUGAGCUCAUGCGUUACUGCUGACCCAACAUGAAUGUUUUUCUUUUAAAACAGGUAUUUAUAUCUCAACUAUUUAUGUGCUUUAAAAGGCUUUAACACUGCGUCAGCUCCACGGCGGAGCGUCCUGAUGCUGUAUCAAAUAAGUUAGACAAACUUUGGAGUGUCUUCUGAGACUGUUGAGCGAUCAAACCUGCUGUGCAGCACUGUUGGUUGUUGUGAGUAUUUAUCUGAUGAACACUUCCUGCUGUUGAUUGCUGAAAGUGUAGUUUGUGCUGCUGAUCUCAUCAGAUCCCCUAAGUAUUUACUAGUGUCACACUCCAGCUGUGGCUGAACCAGUUUCCCCUUCAUACAGAUGUUACAGGUUAUUUAUUCAUGCAAGAGUAGUGUUUUUGAAAUUCACUUUGUGUGUAGGAGCUCAGUUUUCUCUCAUUUGUGCUAUUUUUUUGUUGUUGUUGUUGUUUUUAUGUCUUAAUGUUACAACAAACAACACAUGAGAGCUUUAAAGUGGAAUGUUUUGUGAUGUGAGUGCUCAUUUUGCUUUCAGGGACCAUAAGGGCCUGGCUCUGUUCAGCUCAGCAGGUCUGGGCUUGAAGGAAUUCAAAUGCUGUCUAACCUCGCUCUAUACAGUCAGAAGGAAAAACAGCUCCCAGCUAUCGAGGAGUCGUACUAGAUGCGCUUCUUCAGUAGAAAAACAACACUGUAUGUGUCCUCAUGAGUGUGUGUAUGUAAAUGCUGCUUUAAUGUGAUAGAAGUCAACUUUUAACCACAGCUGUGAGCUACUUCUGUUUCCAUCACAUCUGCUGUUCUGUCUGUCUGUCUGUCUGUGUGUGUGUGUGUGUGUGUGUGUGUGUGUGUGUGUGUGUGUGUGUGUGUGUGUGUGUGUGUGUGUGUGUGUGUUGCAUGAUGUUUAUUUUAGCUGUAUGGAACAAGAGGACGUUCUGUCUUCAUGUUACAUCAGGAAAUGCAUUAAGUUUCAGUCAGACUGGUAGAAAACAUCAGAGUAAUGUUACACGUUGUUUUUAACAGCUUUAGGAUCCAUCUACUUUAAGUCACUGAUUUUUGUUUCACAGCUUCAGUCUGUUUUCACUGAAGCUGGUGUGGUUGAGAGGAAGGAUGUUUAGACUCUGUUAGAGCUCCCCCUGCUGGUUGGGGUUGUGAACUUUGUGACCAAAAACUAUAAUCCAAAUCUUAAUUUAUUUUUACCAUCUUUUUAUUAUUUUACUUUCUAACCCUGGAAAGAGGAUAAGUAGGAAGACUUUUAGCUCACUGCAGAUAGAUUGUUGAUGUAAUGGUUUUUUACUCCCCAGCUGUAAUGUUGAUGGGCUGAAUCCACACGUCUCCAUAUUGGAUCUAACACUAAACCAGAGCUAAACGAUCUACAUCUAUAUUAAGUGAAGUUUCAUAACCUUCUAAUGUCCUCUGUCAUUUUUCUUUUCUCACUGUAUUUUUUCACGUUUAUAUUAAUAUCCUAUAUUCUCUUGUUUCACACUUUGGCUACUAAAAAUGUUUACUGGUUAAGUCAUGUUUGAUGUUUUACUCUUUCCAUCUGGGUGUGUGUUAUUUUCUUUUACACAAACUUCAGCGUUUGCUGUUGGGCAUGCUCCUGGUGUUUUAACUGAACCACCUGCUCUCCUCUGUGCCUUACUGCUUUAGUGGAGUUUUUACUAUUUGUGGAACACUCAGUUAAUUUCCGUGGAAGGGUGGGCUGCACUUUUUAUAGACUUCAGUAGUUCUGCCAAGGAUCUUUUUAAAUGUCUCCACAGUUUUCAGCCAAGGCAAAAAAAAGAGGAAAACAACAUUUUCAUUUAAAGUGCAUGACCGUGUUUGGUGUCACGUUCUGUCUUUAUUUAUUUAUUCUGUUGGGUUUUUGUAACUGUGCUAAAUUUCAAACACAUUUUUAUGAUGUCAAUUAGAUGUUAAGAUUUCAGCCUGAAACCUGUUAUCAGUUUGGUCUAAGAUAAUUACCAAACUGUUGGAGUGUAAGGGUGAUUCUCAGUGUGGAGCACGAUUGUUUUAAAGAAAUUAGAUUUAAAUAAAGUUAUUUUCCUGUUUUAUACCAA